AUGACCUCUCUCGCGUCACGAGAGAGUUCCGUGCCUCACGCCGACGCCGACGCCGACGCGGACCAUUGUCGCCGCAAACCUGGACCGACCCCAAGCUUCGACAGCGUCUGCAACGGGUCAACGACUGCUGUCACAAAACCUUUGCUCCCCGCCUCCUAUCCCAAUAUCGUUCAUACGCCGCCGACCCCCACCGAUGGCCCCGUUUGCUCAACUUCGGGCUUGGCCGCGACGUCGUCAAGUGCCGCCCCACUUUCCAGUAGCGCGGCUGCGACCGCUCACAAACCGAUUCCGAUUCCGAUUCCGAAUCCUAUUGCCCCUGGCCAGCAAACCCGCAUGAUGCUCUUGACUCCUCCCCCACAGACACAGGUUGCAUGCGAUGGGCUUCUUUCGACCUCACCUGAAUCCAUGCCGUCUCCCCUCGCGACAGCAGUCUCGUUCGCCGAGUCGGGCCCGAAGACGGCCCCUGCAUCAACUCCGGCGUCGGCUUCGCUCCGCAAGUUUGCCAUUCGGAGGCACUCUUCUGCCUUCGUCAUCCCGGACCAACUCGCCCGCCCAGGGAUGGAGAUGCUCAAAGUGUCGGCCAAGAGCGCGAGGAGAGCCAAACCGAGGAACAUGUGGCUCGACGUCGGCGCCGCCGGAUCCGAGGAUGGAGAGAUGGGACUCGAGAUCGGCAUCGGGCUCGUGGGCGGUCAGGACGUGAGGCUGUGCUGGGAGAAGAAUGGGUUCGGUCUAGGUCGGUGAACCUUGUUUGGGCGCCCUCUUGCUACCGGCCAAGAGAUCUCCACACUCACACAAGCUUGUUACGAUCGUGUAGGCAGCAAACGAGAGGCGUCGAUUCCCAUUGCAAGGAUCAGAGAUUUACGAUUUGCGGCUCAAGGCUCGCCUUAUCGCACCUCACUGCAGAUUUCGGCAGACGUCGAGCCGAGGUGGAUGACUAUCAUAUACUCGGUCCCGCAAACCUCCCGCAACAUGCUCAACUCUUCGACCGUCAGCUACAAAUUGGUGCAUUUUAUUGCUCCGACGCGGCAAGCGCUCGACCUGUGGAGACUCACGCUGGACAAGUUCCGCGAUGGCCGGAUGACCAAAGGCUUUGCUGUGGCCGACCCUGUUUCUGAUGUGCCGUCGCGUCCCGCCGUUGUAGAAGAGUCUAACACGAUUGUGCGCGAAGCCGAGGUUCAUCACCUUUGCGCCAAGCUGGGAAUGGGAAUCGGUUCCGCCGAGAUUGGCGAGGCUUUCAGAGUGAGUGAUUAGGCCGAUGCAAGGAUCCUUCAGUAUUAGUGUGCGCUUGACUCGCUGAUUUGACGACGGCUCACACCAGUCUACGGCCGCCCCACGCGACUAUCUCGACUUUGCUGCGUUCCAACGCUUCGUAAAGUUGCUCAAGCGUCGCGGCGAGAUUGAGAGCAUCUUUGCGGGCGUAGCCGGAGCGGGUCACCAGUCCUUGUCACUCCAAUCCUGGACGACUUUCAUUGCCGAGGUUCAACAAGUGCGUCUGAAAUUGCCUUCGUGUUGCAAGGGCCAUGCUGAUCCCUCUGUUCCGUCGCCACACGCCACCAGCAACCCCACACUCAUGAAUCUAUCCUGGCGUCGUAUGCCAAGUACGCCGAUUCGGAGACAAAGCGAAUCAUGAUUGACGGGUUCGCAUCAUACCUUAUGUCCUCGGAUAAUGCUAUCCUCAAAAAUGAAUCGAAUCAAGACAUGUCUCGCCCGCUCCCGGAAUACUUCAUAACUUCAAGCCAUAACGUGAGUUCGUGCCCCAUUGGCAGGGUCUCGCCUUAAGCGGGCCGGCUGAAGUCGCGACUCGACAUGCGAUUCCGCUACCAGACCUACCUCGUCGGAAACCAAAUAAAGGGACAGAGUACUGUGGAGGGCUAUAUCCGCGCCCUGCAGCAGGGGUGCCGAUGUGUCGAGUGCAAGUCACCAUCUCUCACAUUGUUCCAGGCAUCUGUUCGCUGAUAGCCGAAUCGGGACGCUUUCGACGAUGUCGACGCGCAGUGGAUAUUUAUGAUGGAGAUGACGGCGAGCCGGUGGUAACACACGGCUUGACAUUGACCUCCAAGAUCACGCUGCGCGAAGUGCUACAGGCGAUCGCCCAAUACGCCUUCCUCGCCUCGCCCUAUCCGGUUAUCUUGAGCGUGGAAGUUCAUUGCGAUGUUAUCCAACAGGAUCGCAUGGUUGAGUUGCUGGUUUCGGUUCUGGGCGAUCAGCUCGUUCGGUCGAGGCUCGACGGCGCCGAGCAAGAGGAAGAGCUCGAGCAAUUGCCCAGCCCAAACGAGCUCAAAGGGCGAUUUUUGCUUAAAGUGAGCGGCGUGCCAUCAGAGCCCCUACCUCCCACUGAAAACCUUACACCUCGUUCCGUUAUGUUGCACACAGGCCAAGAACAAAUCGAAAUUUGCGAAUAAGACGGACGGAACGCUGAGCAAAGUCACUCAGACUGAGGACCACGCAACUUCCUCCGCCGAAUCGACAAGCUCGGACUCAGACUUUGGCAGAGGUCAGUCGGCCGUAUCUUUUAGUGCGCCGUUGGCAUCUUGGCCAGGUGUUCUUGAUGAUUGAAUAUCUUCUGGGUACCUUUAUUGGUCGCAGUUUUUCGGGCUGUUCGGAGGCGCGUGGGCGGCGGGUCGAAUCGCUCAAUCACGCCGCCUCAACAACCCCGACCACCCCUUUCGCCGUCGUCGUCGUCAUCUACCAAGUCGGCAUCGAACGCAUCGUUCAGCCAGGCUCCACCAGACCGCUUAUCUGCGUGCAUGACCGUCGAGCCUAGCGAAGUCGGGGCGCCAUCGGGCAGACCAGACAAACACCAAGUCAUGUCAUCUGCGCUGCUUGGCUUGCUUGUUUACACCGUCGGGGUCAAAGCACGGGGAUUCAACAAGAAAGAAACGUACGGUGCAACGCACGUGAUCUCAAUCGGCGAGAACAGCCUGCAUAAAAUGUUCAGAGAUGAGGGCGCACGGCAAGACUUCAUCGCCCACAAUCGAAAGCAUCUUACGCGGGCAUACCCUAAGGGGAGCCGCCUCAACAGUUCGAACUUUGAGCCCCAUCACAUGUGGGCCGCCGGCGUGCAGCUUGUCGCCUUGAACUGGCAGACUUUCGGUGAGUUGCCUAGGUGAACUCACAGCUCGAUCCCGGUAUCUACAUCGCUGAAAGCUGCUUCCCCUACACCCAAGAUACGGGCAUGGAACUCAACUUGGCAAUGUUCUCGCGCGCCGGACGAAUCGGCUACGUCCUCAAGCCUGAGCUCCUUCGCAAGAAAGGCGGCGAGAAGGACAAAACGGCGCUGAUUCGAUCCGAGAGGUACACGCUGCAAGUUGUGGUAAGUUUCUGCGGGGUCGGCGAUGCUGUCUUGACAAACUCGAAGCCUUGAGAUCGCCACCAACAAUCCGAUUGCCUCCCUUCCCAGGUCAUCUCGGCCCAGCAACUGCCCAAGCCACGCGACGUAGACGACGUAGACAAAUUCAACAUCGCCAAGGUUGAUCCUUUCGUUGAAGUUUCGCUAUACCAGCCCGGUCUCGCAUCCCCUGCCAAGAAACGUAGCAAGGUUGUUCGGUACGUGCCGCGGAACCGCGCUUGGAUGUGAUCUUGUGCGCUGAUGCUGAGCUGGCUCCCUGGGUAGCGGGAAUGCGUUCAACCCGAUCUUCAACACGCCCUUGACUUUUGAGUUCACUGCUCACCCCUCAGAGGGCAUGUUGGAUCUCGUGUUUCUUCGCGUCGAAGUGCUCAAUGCGCGCGGCAACAUCAAGGCGGCGUUCGAAGAAGGGAAAGGGGAUCCGGUGGGUGCCUUCGCCAUUUCAUUGGGCGCGCUGCUACCUGGUAAGAUCCAACCUACUCUUGCGCCCGAUGCACCUUCCCUGACGUCUGAAAUUGACCGAAUCACGCGUAAAGGUUACCGGCACGUUCCCUUGUACGAUGCUGUUGGCGACCAGCUCUUGUUCUCCACCCUAUUCCUCAAGGUCGUCCUGGACCCUCGGAGUUCGGGCAUAUCUGCGACUCUCGCCCCGUAG
Messenger RNA from Microbotryum saponariae, 4001 nucleotides. The record is from the annotation of a GenBank genome assembly. Lineage: Eukaryota; Fungi; Basidiomycota; Microbotryomycetes; Microbotryales; Microbotryaceae.